AUGUCAAACUUCACGAUGCCCAAUGGGAUUUUGGUUGAGCUCUUCGAUUACUUUCAUCCAGAAAUACUCGACACUUGUGAGAUCCAAUGUCAAUUGAAUCCGGCGUUGAUGCGUCUCGAACCAAAUAUACCUAGAGGACUCUACUUCACUAUCGUCGGAACCACCUACGAGUGCCUCUACUUUUUAUGUUUGAUCGCAAUGUGUCAAAAGAAAUUCAUGAAAAUCAUUUGCUAUCGAAUACUUUUCAUCAUCGGCAUCUUUGACAUGUUGGGACUAGUGGCGAGUUCAUUGCUACCAGGCUAUUUGUUGCUUUCGGGCCGCUCGUUUUGUCAAAGUCCAAUACUGAAUAUGUGGAUUGGAUCUUGGGCAUUCCCGGGCUGGGCUGCCUAUACGGCUUUGAGCAUCUCGCUCGCCAUAAAUCGCAUUGUCGACUCCACAUGGCCGAAUAAACAAGAGCAACUAUUUGGCGGACUGAAGAUCAUUUGGUGGACGGGAAUCCCGGCCAGCUACGGAUUGAUACUCUACUUGAAACUUUCUCCAAUGCUAUAUCACGUUCCAACGGCUAGCUAUUAUUUCGGAGCCGAUCCAGCCAAAGCACAGGCUCCUCCCUUGUAUCCGGUCAACAAUAUGGCGGCGGCGGUGUUGGUCCUUAUGCUGAACAUCUUGAUGUUGAGGGCGAUGUUUCGAAUCAGUCACACGGCACUGACAAACACACAGCGAGUGAUAAUGAUUCAAUGCCUUGGCAUCAGCACAACGGGUAUGUGCGGUGGAUGGCUGUACGUGGCGAUGCAAUGGAUCGUGAUGCCCCAAUUUAUGGUCACCGCCGCCAAUUUACUUUGGCAGCUAGCGAAUGGAAGCUUGGCGAUUUUCUACAUUCUUGUGAACAAGUCGAUGCGCGGCGAGGUCAUGAAAUUGUUGGGGGUCUCUUCUUGUCGAAGGCCGACCAUUUACACCACAGCAUCCGAUCAAAAAAUACCCACCCUGCAGUCGAAUCCUGAUAUGGGUUCCGCU
Messenger RNA from Mesorhabditis belari, 1011 nucleotides. The record is from the annotation of a GenBank genome assembly. NCBI's taxonomy places the organism in Eukaryota, Metazoa, Nematoda, Chromadorea, Rhabditida, Rhabditidae.